AGUCCCCCAGUUGUUAUCAUAGUGGUACGCGGCGCUCUAACAUCUUUGGUAUAAACUAGGAGAAAAACAGCUGGAGAUCGGUAUCAUGGAGGGUGAGGCAACGACUUCAACGGGAGAGGCUGAGAAGUUUAUUCUGAACAACACUGCUGAUACAGAACCCCAAAAGACAUCAUUCGGAUGGAUGUGGUUCAGACCAAAAUGUAUUCAGGUGAUCAAUAACCCGCUAGGGUACUGUUUUAUGCUAUGUCUCUUGACUAUAUGUCAAAGUAUGACUUCAUUUGGGUUAGUCUAUGUCAACCUUACCACCCUUGAGAAACGCUUUGCCUUCAACAGUGUGCAAAGUAGUUGGAUAUCGAGUUCGUAUGACUUCUGCAAUCUCGUCGCCGCUGUUUUUGUUACUUACUUUGGCGAGAAGGGACAUCGGCCUCUCUGGGUAGGGACUAGUUCUGUUCUCUUUUCCGUAGGAUCCAUCAUAUUUUCAAUGCCUCAUUUCAUGUCUUCAAACUACGUCUAUCAUGAGACCGUGUCUGAUUACUGUGGUUUGCCAAAUCAGACAAACUUGUGCGAUGGUGAAGCCAUACGUGAAUCUGAUGAUGAACGAUUCCGUUUAUACGCCUCCUUCUUUGUCAUAGGUCAGUUUCUUCAUGGUAUAGGAUCGGCAUGCCUGUAUACCCUUGGUGUAGCAUACAUCGACGAAAAUGUCCCAACAAAACAUUUUGGAGCAUACAUGGGCGUUUACCAAGCUAUCUGUGUGAUCGGUCCCUCACUUGGUUAUGCACUAGGUGGUGUGUUUCUCAGCAUCUACGGUGAUUUGAAUGUUGAUACCAAUACACUCACAAUAGAUAAGACAAACCCUCUAUGGGUAGGUGCUUGGUGGAUUGGCUUCAUAAUGAAUGGAGUUCUUCUCUUCAUCUUCUCGAUUAUCUACAUGGGAUUCCCAAAAUCACUUCCAGGAGGAAGUGUGAUCAUGAGAGAUCGUCAGUUUGAGACCCAAAAGGGUAGUGAAUUCACAGGGAAAGAUGGCACUGUAAACCAAACCAAGGAUUUACCACGAGCUGUGUGGAAUCUUGUCACCAAUCUUCCCUUUAUGUUCAUGAAUAUGACCGUUGUCUUCCAGUUCUUCCUCUUGGCUAUUCUUGCUGUCUUUGGACCGAAGUAUAUUGAGUCACAACUUAGCAUGAGUCCAAAUGAGGCUGCGUAUUCUAUGGGUAUAUUGUCUGUGUCAGGUGGUCUCAGUGGUGCCCUCAUUGGUGGAUUACUUGUCAACCGACUUGACCUGAAGUUUUCUGGUCUAAUGAAACUGUGUGCCGUAUGCGCAUUUCUGUCGAUGUCGACAUGCUGCGUGUUUACCGCUGUUUGUCCGACGAUUGAUUUUGCAGGAGUAACAGUGUCAUAUGAAAAUAAGAGUUUAUCUCACGAGGGCGCUCCGAUCUUAAGUGCACCAUGCAACUCUCACUGCGUCUGUUCGAACAGCUAUGAUCCUGUAUGUGGGAGCGAUGGAAUCAUGUAUUUCUCUGCUUGUCAUGCUGGUUGUGAAGUCGAUACUCAAAUGAACGCUGAUUGGAGUUUCCUUGAGUGCCGCUGCAUAGAGGACAGCAGUACUUCGUCUGGACGAGGAACUGCCACUCCAGGGGUUUGUGACACAUCGUGUCCUUACACUGAACUCUACUAUGCCGCCAUCUUUUUCAUUCUACUCUUUGGUGCCGUGACAGCUGUAUCGACCUGGACUGCUAGCAUAAGAAUCGUUUCACACAGUCAAAGAGCCUUUGCACUAGGAAUCCAAACUCUGAUGUACGGAUUAUUAGGUUGUGUACCUGGCCCUAUCGUCUUUGGUGCUUUGUUGGAUGAGUCGUGUCUCCUGUGGGAAACCAGCUGCGAAGGUACGGGGAAUUGCUGGCUGUAUGAGAAUCGAGACUCUGCUCUCUGGUUUCUUGUUCUCAGUGUGAGUUGUCAGUUUUUAGCCCUGGUAUUCUUUCUCCUAGCUCUGAUUUCAUACCGCCCACCUGACAAACAUGAUCCAACCGAACAUAAGGAUUCUAGCAGUGAUGCAACUAACGUAGAUAUGUUAAUGGCCAACUCUAAUGCCAACGCUUGAUCUCCUUUUGGAGAACUAUAUUCUUUGGAUUCGAUUUUGUGAUGCCAAUAUUCUACAAAAAGACUGGAACUGUGCUAUUUUUUAUGACAACAAACUGCCAGUGAAUGGGGGAAGGGCAAGCGCACCUUCUCAAAGUUUUGACACCGGGGGUUAUUUUGUUGUUCAUCGGGAUAUAUGUUUUAAAGCCCCGCCGCCUUUCUCCCGUUUUAUCUAUUUUCGAAGCUUGUUCCCGACUGUCUUACAUCGCGCCAUAUUGGAUUUAACGCGUGCUCAGUGCAUUUACCUCCUUGUCCCCUUACUACCUUUUAGUUGACAAUUAGAUUGUACUUGCAUCCACACUAAAACGAGAUCUUUCUUUCAGCUAUCAGUUUAUAUCAAAUUAGAAAGUAAUAAAUUCAUGAAAUUAGCUAAAUUUAUUGUCGUUAGCUCAUGAUUUGUUCAUUAAAAGACAGUUAUGAGAUGUAUACCGGGAGGUGGGCACUCGGAUUUGGAACUGGAAUUUGCCAUCUGAGAUGUGGGUCUUCGAGAACUUACGCCUGGCUGACGGGCUUAGGAAUGGGAGAGAACAGGUUGACCAAUGGACAAAUGGGUGAAAAUUAUAUUUGUUUUGAACUGCUGGCUAGGCGUGAUAAUGAGACCAAUAGGGUCCCAUAUACCAUCACUGCUACCAUACACGAGUGCCCGCCCUCCCCCUAUCGGGUAGGAAAUAAAUAGAGACUUUUCGAUGUACGUAUGGAUGAUCAAGAAAAGAGUUAGUGCAUUGUCAAUUGCCGUCAAGACAGACAACAACCAAGAAGUCGUGUAAAAUUGACGAAUAGAAACAACAGUUUAGUCCUUGAUUCUGGACUAACGACAUUUUUGCAAUAUUUCGUCAGCUCUAAAACUUUUUAUGAUGAAACGGCUAUCCCUGUUCAACAAUUUUUUCGCAGAGCUAGAGACUACUCAGUUGUUCUUUGUCAGUUUACGGACAUUUGAAAAUACGGUGACAUGACAUUUGUUCCUGCGACAAUUGCUCCUGGCUUAAUUUCGUUUAAGAUGAAUGGUUAGGGUUGGAAUCGCAACAGGGUCUUAGGUUAGGUUUAGGGAAGGGUAUAGUGUAAAACUUAGGGUUGAAUUGGUCAUUUUGAUUAGUGUGUGGAAUUUAGAGCGGAGCAAUUGUCGCCAGAGCAAAUGGAACCGACAAUACAUUCGCUCUGAAUCCAGCGUGAGUUGCUGAUCGAGAAAUCCCACUCUCUUCGAAUCUUCUUUGAGGGGAAUCCACGGUUCACUGACUCAUGAGUGUGCACAAAUGGACACAAUAAUUAUGAUUGUGCAAACGAUUUGAUCUGCAAUUUUCAUUUCGGUUUUCAUUCCUGUUUAAGAAUACCUUUCAUCUCCAACAAUCACAGAUUAUUUUGAUUCAUACACAAUAUUGAAAACAAAAAUUAUCUACAUGUGUUCAUAGAAUGAAAUAGAAAUCAAAGAUGCUUCACUAAAGUGAUUAAAUUAAGCGUAUGUAAAUAUAAUAUAAAAAAAUAAUGCCCAUCAAAAUCGUGUAAUGGAUAGAAUCCUUUUGCAAGAAUGCUAUAAACAUUUUUACUUGCUAAAGAAAGGUAAUGACUACUGAUAUAUUUUAAUGCCCAUUAUUUCGUGGUAAAAGAAAAGUAAUAUAUACGAUAUAAAAGUAAUGCCCAUUAAAUAUUUAUAAUAAACAGUAAUCUAUACAGUGAACAUGUUAAUUGACAAUAUAAAAGUAAUUCCCACUAAUAAACUAAUAUUUAUGAAGUUGAGUCUAUUGAAAAGUAUAUUUUUGAUGAUUGAUUAAAAGGUAAAGGUAAGAAAAAACACAACAAUGCCAAUAAAGUUGAUUAUAUUUUAGAUGAUUCUAUGGGAAAUUUGAAAGAAUGAGGGACUAAAAUUCAUAUCAUAAUCAUUUUGUCAUAUCAUUUACAUAAACUUUGAACAGUGAAGAUCAUGCAUUAAAAUAGGUAAAGAGGUAGGGUUUAUCAUAUUAUAUUCUGAGAAAUCAUCUGAAUAACACCAAUUAUUAUGCUAAAAAAUGGUAAACAUAUCUUCCGCUCUUCUAAACUUCAUAAGUAAUUGAAAUGAGGUAUCAACGUAGACUUCUAUAAUUCUGAAUUUCAUCUCUUUAUCAAUGUAUAACGCAUAAAUUUAAAAGCUUAAAUGACACAAAAAAUAAUAUCGUAUCAUAUUCAUCGUAUUCUACACCAAUGACAACCAGUUACUGUUCUUAUCCUUCUUUAUGCAUAUGACAUUUCUUCUUCGGUCGCAGUAUCAUCAGUCGUACUGUUGGUAUGGCUA
This is a messenger RNA of Lytechinus variegatus (green sea urchin), 4396 nucleotides long. Its product is annotated as solute carrier organic anion transporter family member 4A1-like. The transcript is spliced from 13 exons. The coding region runs from base 86 to 2095 and encodes 669 amino acids. Gene Ontology annotation, molecular function: protein binding. The record is from RefSeq and is a predicted model, not a curated record. Lineage: Eukaryota; Metazoa; Echinodermata; Echinoidea; Temnopleuroida; Toxopneustidae. Gene Ontology annotation, cellular component: membrane. Gene Ontology annotation, biological process: sodium-independent organic anion transport; transmembrane transport.